Ricinus communis (castor bean) is the source of this 1701-nucleotide messenger RNA. Its product is annotated as phosphatidylglycerophosphate phosphatase PTPMT2. The record is from RefSeq and is a predicted model, not a curated record. Bases 354 to 1328 code for a protein of 324 amino acids. The transcript has 6 exons. Lineage: Eukaryota; Viridiplantae; Streptophyta; Magnoliopsida; Malpighiales; Euphorbiaceae. Gene Ontology annotation, biological process: protein dephosphorylation. Gene Ontology annotation, molecular function: phosphatidylinositol-4,5-bisphosphate 5-phosphatase activity; protein tyrosine/serine/threonine phosphatase activity.
CAAGAGUUUGUUGAGAGAAAAGGAAAGCUAGGGCAACCUAUAAUACAAAAGUCAGUGAACAGGAAAAUAAAUAAAUAAAUUUAUUUAUAACUACUUCAUUCAAGCUAUCAGUCCCCGUUACUUUGCUUUUACAACACAUAUUUUUAAUUUUAUUCUCAACCCAACCCUAAUUUGAUCCAAUCUUGAGGGCUUUUAUUGUCUUCAUAAAUGAACAAAAGCAUGCCCAUUUGUCAAUCAUUUGUAAUUUCGUUGAUCCAUGCCUCCAUGCAGUGUCAAAAUCGGUUCUGUUGUUGUGUAAUUCGUGCGUUUCUAGAUUAAUUUCCUUCUUUUUUCUUUGUCUAAUAAUUUUCGGGAUGUAUAUAGAGGAAGUGAAGGAAGAGGAAGAGGAGGUGAAUAGAGGAAGAGAUAAUAAAAUUAGAAGCAGUGGCGUUGUGAUUUUGGACGCGAAACGGGUUUUAGUUGGAGCAGGAGCUCGUGCUUUGUUUUACCCUACCUUGUUUUAUAAUGUUCUAAGGAACAAGCUUCAAUCUGAGUUUCAUUGGUGGGAUAGGGUUGAUCAGUUCAUAUUGUUAGGUGCUGUUCCCUUUCCUACUGAUGUUCCUCGCUUGAAAGAACUUGGGGUUUCUGCUGUAGUUACCUUAAAUGAACCCUAUGAGACUUUGGUCCCUACAUCACUAUAUCAUGCUCACAAUAUUGUUCAUUUGGUCAUUCCAACUAGAGAUUAUCUGUUUGCUCCAUCAUUUGCUGAUAUAUGCCAAGCUGUAGAUUUCAUUCAUGAAAAUGCCUCCCUUGGGAAGACGACUUAUGUUCACUGUAAGGCUGGUAGAGGGCGCAGUACAACCAUUGUUCUCUGUUACCUUGUUCACCACCAGCACAUGACACCUGAUGCUGCAUACAAGUAUGUGAGGUCUAAUAGGCCAAGGGUAUUGUUGGCCCCUUCCCAGCGGCAGGCUGUUCAGGAUUACUAUCUUAAGGUGAAGAAAACUGGCAAUCCUGGUUGGAUAGCAAAGAAAACAUCAAAUUAUCUAAUAGAAGAAGAGGUCAAACAGGACUUGGCAAUGUCUGAAGAUGGUUCAUUUGUGGUGGUAACCAAAUCAGAUCUUGAUGGAUAUGAUGUUGGGCGUGAAUCAAUUGUGGGGAAUAACAAGAUUUUGGGUGAACUUAGCCUGGUUUGCAGGGUUCAGUUUGCCAGUCAGGUAGCAAUUUCCAGACUUUCAUGUCUGUGGCUUGGAUGCCAUGCAAACCAGAAAUCCUCAAGGAAAGAGCUUGAGGGCUCUGCUGGAGAUGACCAGUUAAGAAGUCUUACUGUUGAUAUCCAAGUUCAUUGAGAUGUCAAAAUCUACAGGAGGUGUGAUUUCUGGGUUUUAUUUGUUUGUUCUUUAGUUUUCGUUGGAUCGACGCAAGAAAAGUGAAUAUUUUAGAAGAGUGCCUUUUUUUUUUUUUUCCCUUUCCUGUUGUGUUCUUUUUCGUGGUUUGGGAUAAGAAAUGGGAGCUAUGAAGAAGAUGGUAGCAUCCCUUUGUCGUUUCAGUUGAUAUAGAUCUUCUAGUGGAGCAACAAAAAAUUUGGCAGGCAAUAUUCUAGAUGAAUAAUUUUUUCUUGAAUGAGUUUCUAUGGCUGAGUUAUGCUGUUAUAAAAGGCAAGAAUUCCGGGAUUGUAUUGUCAGUAUGUGCACAUGAUAUAUAUGCCAUAUUCUAUUCUAA